Molecule: messenger RNA, 1739 nt
Organism: Aspergillus homomorphus CBS 101889
Lineage: Eukaryota; Fungi; Ascomycota; Eurotiomycetes; Eurotiales; Aspergillaceae
Product: proteasome regulatory particle base subunit RPT6
Exons: 3
Coding region: 234-1403 (389 amino acids)
Biological process (GO): proteasome-mediated ubiquitin-dependent protein catabolic process
Cellular component (GO): proteasome regulatory particle, base subcomplex
Molecular function (GO): ATP binding; ATP hydrolysis activity; proteasome-activating activity
Source: RefSeq, a predicted model, not a curated record
AGCUACGCAAGAGCUCAUCUUCCCUCCGUGCAUGUUACUUCCCUUCUCCUCCCCUGUUCAUUUCUACAUCCCAUCUGUCUAUGCCUCUUCUGUCUCUUUGCUAGAACGCUCUGAUCACUGCUCCCUUCUACUUCUCUUUCAAGAUCUAUCGAUCUCUCCUGUCCAUCCUGUGAGAGCUAAUAGAACAACCCCGGUCUACCUUGCCGUGGCAGCACACUCUGUCGUCAUCCAUCAUGGCGCUCGACAAUUACUACCGCAACAAGAUUGAGAGCAUGAAGCUUGAGAUCAUUCAGGGUCAGGCUGUUCUUAGACGACUGGAAGCACAACGGAACGAUUACAAUUCGCGGGUACGUCUACUCCGGGAGGAGCUAGGCCUGCUCCAGCAGCCCGGCUCCUAUGUUGGUGAGGUAGUCAAAGUUAUGAGCACCAAGAAGGUUCUUGUCAAGGUGCACCCGGAAGGCAAAUACGUGGUGGAUAUUGCAGAUGGCGUUGAUAUCAGCAAGUUGACAGUUGGGAAGCGAGUUGCGUUGCUGUCCGAUUCCUACAAACUGGAAAAGAUGCUGCCUUCCUCAGUCGACCCGCUGGUUUCGCUAAUGAUGGUUGAGAAAGUACCUGACAGUACGUACGACAUGAUCGGCGGUCUCGAUCAACAGAUCAAGGAAAUCAAGGAAGUUAUCGAGCUGGGACUCAAACAUCCGGAGCUGUUUGAAUCGCUUGGUAUCGCACAGCCGAAGGGCGUUCUUCUUUACGGACCCCCGGGAACCGGCAAAACGUUACUGGCCCGAGCUGUCGCUCAUCAUACAGACUGUCGGUUCAUCAGAGUGAGCGGAUCCGAACUGGUGCAGAAGUACAUUGGUGAAGGAAGUCGUAUGGUCCGUGAGCUCUUCGUCAUGGCCCGAGAGCACGCCCCUAGCAUCAUCUUCAUGGACGAAAUCGACAGCAUUGGGUCUAGUCGCAUAGAUUCGGCGGGAUCGGGUGACUCGGAGGUACAGCGUACAAUGCUGGAACUUCUCAACCAGCUGGAUGGAUUUGAACCCACGAAGAACAUCAAGAUCAUCAUGGCUACUAACCGACUUGAUAUCCUGGACCCGGCCUUGCUGCGCCCUGGUCGAAUUGACCGCAAGAUUGAGUUUCCACCACCAUCUGUCGAAGCCCGUGCCGAUAUUCUACGAAUCCACUCGAGAUCAAUGAACUUGACCCGAGGCAUCAAUCUUACAAAGAUUGCCGAAAAGAUGAAUGGGUGCUCCGGGGCAGAGCUUAAGGGAGUCUGCACGGAGGCGGGCAUGUAUGCACUUCGAGAGCGACGUGUGCAUGUUACUCAGGAAGAUUUCGACCUGGCUACUGCGAAGAUCCUCAACAAACAUGAUGACAAGGAAGUUGCAGUAUCGAAGCUCUUCAAGUAGAUGGAAUGGCGACCCGAAAACGGUUCCCUCGUACGGGUCACAUAGUGAUACUGAUAGUCCUGUUUAUCUCAUCUGAUUUGAAAUGGCUCUCGUCAGCCAAGCCGUUCCUAGAGCUUGUGGUCUAUUCCUGUUGCCUCCCAGCAACAAUCAAAUUCUCUUUGGGAGAAACUUCGCGGGUCAAAUGCAAGCAGGGAAUCAUGUAUAUUGACACGAAAUGUCUAACAAGUUGGUUGUUGAGUCGAACCGGGCCUAUAUGCAAGUACUGCGUAGCGGUGGCGAUAUUAUAUGUUGGAAUAAACUUCAGCUGCCAACAAGCUUACCGUUCCUUGCCCGGCA